UGUCCUACUCGUAGUAGUCUUUUUGGAUACAUCCCCUAUUCAAAAAUACAUAGCAUUAUUUUCAACCACAUCUCAUACCAGUGAACUACUCUACUACGUACGUACUCCUAGAAGUACCGGUACGUGAUCUACGCGCAUGAUUCGUAAAACCUAUCUGUUUUAAGGUUCUGUUGUUAUCGAUUGAAAGCGUGUUCAUCAACAAGAGCUGUACCACAUAGAGCCUUGUGCAGAACAGACCUCCACAGAUGGGAGAAGCUAUUGCAAUCGGCACCAGACAAGGGCAAGGCGAAGAGAGCAGCAACAACGAUAAUCGAAAUUGCAGCCGAGACGCAUUUCGAGGAGUUGCUCGUCCGAUCUCAUUGUCUGAAGAAUUUAGCCAUGUCGUCAAAGCUUUGGAAAGCACGGAGCGAARCCUGCGACUGAAAAGYCAUCCCAUGCUAUUCGAUCGUGCCCCUCACCUCGAAGUAGACGACGUAAAGGAUAUUGAGAAAGAGCGGCAAAAGAAGAAGCACCRGCAAAAAGAAGAGCAGUUGCAACAGCUUCAGCAACAGCCAGGUGGUGCCAUGGUAUCGACGGCGGCUCCAAUCAAAGCCACCAUUUCGAAGGAUACCCUAACUGCAUCAUUGAAACGACUGCUUUUAAAGGGAGUUUUCAAAAUGGAUCAUCUCAUGAUUCCAUCCGAGCUGUCGCCAACAUUCCGGUUCGAAUCUAUCUUGACACUGGACGUGAGCCACAACGAAUUGACCGACCUGCCGGGAUUGUCCCUGUUCAAGAAUCUGCAAACUCUCGAUCUGAACCGAAAUUGGUUCAACACCCUACCAUCGGAAAUCGGAAUGCUGAACGAGCUCCGGACGCUGGUUGCUUCUCGGAAUUUUCUGCGGCCCAACACCCAGUCUCUACGGCUGGAAUCACUAAGGGAGUCUGCUAGACACCUCGAAACAUUCGAUCUGCGGUACAACCAGAAAUGCGGCCGGCCCUUCCAUCGCGACAGGGUGCAAGAGGAACUCUUGCCACUGAAGCCAACCAUCCAGAUGACGCUGUGGGAGGAACUCGGAGAGACACCGGGAACCUACAUUGGAUCGAGUGCCGCGGUCCGCAAUCCGAUCCUCCUCCGCAGCCAGCUCGAGCCACUGGGGACGGUGGCCCUCCGGAAAAGGUUGGUCCGCGAUUUUGGUCAGGAGCCGACGGACCCCUCGGAGGUUGAUCGUGCGGGGGUGAUGAGGCGCCUGCUCAGGGCAUAUUUCGACGAGGGCAUGGCCCAUUUUCAGGGAAACGCCGGAGUGGCAAACCAAACGGACGAAGCGUGCUACGACUCCCUGAUCGCGAAUCGAACCACCCUGCAGGUCUACGGAACUCCCGUCCCACAAACAAACCUCAAUGAUCUACUGGAAGAACUCAACAAGUGGACGUCCUACACGGGAUUGGUAAACAAAAACCGGGAACGGCCAUCUAUUCACGCAAGCAACUACAUGAUCCUGCGGAGACCGAGAUCCAGGGAGGAGCUGGCGGCCGAAGAAUCUCGCAGCACACGCGACAAAAAGUCUCGCCGGGCGAUCCGCAAGGCCAAAAAGCUGGAGCGCUACCGCCGCCUUUGGGAAGUAGGGAUCGCCGCCCUCCGCAUGGUGGAUCCGGUCUUUGCCGACCAGAAAUGCACGGAGAUCGCCGUCACGCACGGGUUUUCGGGGAGCCCCCACAUCGACAAGCAGAACUGUGGGCCCUUUUACGGGCUGAGCCUGGGGAACUUUGACGACUCGGACGGGAAGGGAGGGAUCGUGGUCGAGUCUUCCGCGCGGGUCGUGGUGCAGGUCAACACCCGGAACCGGCUGGGACGCGUCGACGGGCGUUUUGUGCACUGGGUAAAGCCGUGGGGGAGGCACGACCGCCACGGGCAGGAUUCCUCCGGUGCCCGGGUUGACGGAGAAAACCAGGCGGAAGAAGAAGAAGAACAACGCUAUUCGCUAAUCUAUUACGAAACAGGGAACGAUUUCGUCCCACCGGGGCCGGCCGUGUUUACCAUACCAAAGGAUUCUCCCUAGAUGCUUGCAUCGCGGUGGCGAGUUUCUUUUAAUGUGCGACUUGUUGUUUAAGUAAUAAACUAAUGGUUUAAAU
Messenger RNA from Pseudo-nitzschia multistriata, 2109 nucleotides. The record is from the annotation of a GenBank genome assembly. NCBI's taxonomy places the organism in Eukaryota, Bacillariophyta, Bacillariophyceae, Bacillariales, Bacillariaceae.